Molecule: messenger RNA, 1287 nt
Organism: Prorocentrum cordatum
Lineage: Eukaryota; Dinophyceae; Prorocentrales; Prorocentraceae
Source: the annotation of a GenBank genome assembly
GCAGGCGCCGCGCGACCCGCAGUACUCGCAGCCCACGCACCGCCGCGGCCACUGGAGGCGGGCCUGCGACGCCCGCCGCCGGCUGCGCUGGGCGGCCCCAACCGAACCAAACCCAAGAGUUCCGCCACGCAGGACUCGCGAGCCCGCGGCUCCCGCCGCUGGCCGCCCCGGGCGGCCCCAACCGAAGCCAGACUGCAAGUGCUGCCGCGCAGGACGACCCCCCUGCGGCCGCCCGGCGCCUCGGCCGCGCCGGCCCGCGCGGCGUGGCGAUGCUGCAGCACCGCGCCGUGCUCCCCACCCCGUACCCGAUGGACACGGUGGAGCACCGGAAGCGGCCCGGGGGUGUCUACGAAGAGGGAUCCCCGCUGCACCGGAAGCAGAGGGCGCUGCACGUCGAGGCCGAGGCGACCCGCGCUCGGGCGGGCCGCGUCGAGGAGGUCCCCGCGCCGCCGCCGCCCGCCGAGGAGGAGAGGCCGCGCCAUUGGCGCCCGCCGACCACAUGCCGGACGCGUUGCGGCGGGCCGGCGACGCCUGGAGAGGACCACGGGCUUCUGCGUGGCAGGAGCCGCAGCCUGUGCUCACCGGCCUGCCGCUGUGGCAGGAGGAGCGCUCGUCUGGGUCUCGGUGUACCUGCUGUUCGUCGCAGCGGUGUGCAUCGUGGCUUGGCUGUACAGGUCUUACGGGAAAGCGCAGUACUCACGGACCACGAUGCCGUCACAGGGCGACGCCUUCGCCUACCCGCUGUUCGCCGUGCGGGGCAUCGGCCAGGACCUGACUGGCCCAUCUGCCUCAUGGCCUUCUGCUGCCCCGCGAUCCGGUGGGCCGACACCAUGAGCAUGGCGCCGCUGCUGCCGUUCUGGGCGGCGCUGGGGCUCAUGCUGCUGCUGACCUGCCUCCAGCCCGCCACGAGCGGCCUGAUCUCCAUCCUGUCGGUGCUCGUGGCGGUGUAUUUCCGCCAGAGGCUGCGGAGAAUCUACAACCACGGUCCGUUCACUCCGAAGAACAUGGCUUUGGAUUGCUUGACCUGGACGUUCUGCUGUUGUUGCGCGAUCGCCCAGGAAGUUGCCCCCGGCUUCUCAUGCAAAGGGUAAGGCAAGUGUACGUCCGUGUCCUUGCCUGCGCCGCACUUGCCGUCGCACGCCGAACUGCCAAGCGUGUGUAUUCAUCAUCUGUCUGUUCGACACGCUUUGUUAGUUGUCUUUCCGUUUCGCGCACACUGUCACACCAAGUCGGUGGGUGUUCAGCCGAUGUCUCGAGGGUACCCUGCCUGUCCUCGCAACUUCACAC